GAGUUUCCUCCUCCAUCACCAUCGUCUUCACCACUCUCUCUUUCUCUCACACUGAUUGCUGUCGAAAUGCUAGCAAGCAGUAGCUUCCAUGGCCGACCUUAUUCUCACUUCGCACACUCAACAACUAGUAGAGACAACAAACCCCCUAUCUCCUCCUACUCCCCCCUUACAAAACCCCACUCUAUUCCUUCUGUCUGUGCUUUUCUUUUGUCGAGAAGAAUAACCUCGAAUCGGUUCAAAAUACGGGCUCUAAAUCGCGAGUCUAAUGGUGACUCAGUCGCAGAAAAAGAAGCAAUACCGUUUUUCCCUCACCGCCAUUCCGUUAAAAUUCCCGUCGGAGAUAGACACAUAAUAGUUGAGACUGGUCAAAUAGGAAGACAAGCUAGUGGAUCUGUUAUUGUAAGAGAUGGAGAAACGAUUCUCUAUACAUCUGUUUGUUUGUCUGAUACUCCAAGUGAGCCUUCUGACUUUUUCCCUAUGUCUGUAAAUUAUCAAGAACGUUUUUCAGCAGCUGGUAGAACUAGUGGAGGAUUUUUCAAGCGGGAAGGAAGGACAAAGGACCAUGAGGUACUUAUCUGUAGACUAAUUGAUAGACCAUUACGCCCAACCAUGCUCAAGGGCUUCUACCAUGAAACUCAAAUACUAUCAUGGGUUUUGAGCUAUGAUGGUCUGCACCCCCCAGAUUCUCUAGCUGUUACAGCAGCUGGAAUUGCAGUAGCUUUGUCAGAAGUGCCAAAUACAAACACUAUAGCAGGAGUUCGAAUUGGUUUAAUUGAUGAUAAGUUUAUCGUGAAUCCAACAACCAUGGAGAUGGAAAAUUCAAAAUUAGAUUUAUUGUUAGCAGGGUCAGAAAGUGGGAUAUUGAUGAUAGAGGGUUACUGUGACUUUCUUCCUGAAGAGAAGUUGCUUCAAGCAAUAGAAAUUGGCCAUGAUGCUGUUAGAGCCAUAUGCAAAGAGGUGGACAAUUUGGUAAAGAAGUGUGGGAAACCCAAAAUGCUUGACUCAAUUAAGUUACCUCCACCUGAGCUGUAUAAACAUGUGGAAGAAAUUGUUGGUGAGGAGUUGGUCAAAGUGCUGCAACUUAAAAGCAAAAUACCAAGAAGAAAAGCACUCUCAUUGUUAGAGGAAAAAGUUAUGUGUAUACUUACUGAAGAGGGUUAUGUUAGUAAAAGUGAAACUAGUGUUGGUACUGAAAUAACUCCAGACAUGUUGGAGGAUGAGGAUGAAGAAGAGGAAUUUGUUGUUGAUGGUGAAUUUGAUGAAGGCGAUGUUCACAUAAAACCAGUCUCUAAAAAACCGGUUCCCCUGUUUUACGCGGAGGUAGAUGUGAAAUUGGUGUUCAAGAGUGUAACAUCCAAAUACCUUCGAAAACGAAUAGUGGAGGGAGGAAAAAGAAGCGAUGGAAGAAGUUCAGAGGAGAUACGUGUUAUUGACUCAGAAUGUGGGUUACUUCCUAGAGCACAUGGAAGUGCUCUUUUUACACGUGGGGAAACACAGUCGUUGGCAGUGGUUACCCUUGGGGAUAGACAGAUGGCGCAAAGAAUAGACAUCCUUGCGGGUGUAGAAGAUGUGAAAAGGUUCUAUCUUCAGUAUUCAUUCCCACCAUCUUGUGUUGGGGAAGUUGGGCGAAUUGGUGCACCAAGUAGAAGAGAAAUUGGUCAUGGUACCCUUGCAGAAAGAGCCCUGGAACCUGUAUUGCCUUCUGAAGAAGAUUUUCCAUAUACUAUACGUGUCGAGAGUACCAUAACAGAAAGUAAUGGAUCUUCAAGUAUGGCAUCAGUUUGUGGGGGAUGCCUAGCAUUACAAGAUGCUGGAGUGCCAUUAAAGAGUCCUAUUGCAGGUAUAGCAAUGGGACUGGUUUUGGACACAAAGGAAUUUGGGGGAGAUGGGACCCCACUUAUUUUAUCUGACAUCACUGGCUCUGAGGAUGCUUCUGGAGAUAUGGACUUCAAGGUUGCUGGAAAUGAUGAUGGAGUAACCGCAUUCCAAAUGGAUAUAAAGGUAGGAGGAAUCACUUUGUCAACAAUGAAGCAUGCUUUAAUGCAAGCAAAGGAAGGGCGAAAACGUAUUCUUGCUGAGAUGUUGAAAUGCUCACCUCCUCCUUCAAAGAAGCUUUCCAAGCAUGCUCCACUUAUUCUUGUAAUGAAGGUUAAACCUGAGAAGGUUAAUCUUAUUAUUGGUUCUGGGGGUAAAAAGGUGAAGAGUAUUAUUGAAGAGACUGGUGUGGACUCUAUUGACACACAAGAUAAUGGAAUAGUUAAAAUAACUGCAAGAGAUAUGGCAAGCUUAGAAAAGUCAAAAGCUAUUAUCAGUAACUUGACCAUGGUUCCGAUUGUUGGUGAUGUAUAUAGGAAUUGUAAAAUCACAUCCAUUGUUCCUUAUGGAGCUUUUGUUGAAAUAGUACCAGGGCGUGAGGGACUUUGCCAUAUUAGCGAGUUGAGUCCAGAUUGGCUGUCAAAACCAGAAGAUGCUUUUAAGGUUGGAGACGUUGUUGAUGUGAAGCUGAUUGAGAUCAAUGAAAAAGGGCAACUUCGUCUAAGCCGAAAAGCACUGCUUCCAGUUCCAGAGGGGAGUACAGAUGGUGCUGCGACAAAGGAGAGUGGGAGCCCACAGAAAUAUACAGAGAGAAGCAAAUUUAGACGAAUGGGUGAUGGAACAGGAGAAGAGACUUCUUCAGGUCAACGCAAAGAUAAGAGCCCUGAAGGCGUGUUCAUCAAAAGAUACGUUGGCUCCGGCUCCGGGUCCCGCAAAAGCGAGCAAAAAACAAGCACCACCAAACCUGAUACCCCUGCUGCAUCUGCAUCUAAUGAAAGUGGAAAUACACUAGUUAAUGGGGAGGCUCAAACCUGCUCUAGAACUAAAAGGGUAGAGGAGGGAGGAGGUGUCAUCAGCCAAGAAGGGAUGCGGGAAUUUGUAUAAACUAACUUAAACAACAUUUUUCACAACAACAUCCAAAGACCGAAGUUGGGGUGGGGGGACACUAGAAACUCUAGUUAUAAACCAAACCAGCUACUGACGCUGCUGUAUUUUUGUCUCAGAAACCAAUAGUGUGACUAACUUAAGCCUGU
Molecule: messenger RNA, 3068 nt
Organism: Lactuca virosa
Lineage: Eukaryota; Viridiplantae; Streptophyta; Magnoliopsida; Asterales; Asteraceae
Source: the annotation of a GenBank genome assembly